Messenger RNA from Nerophis lumbriciformis (worm pipefish), 867 nucleotides. The record is from RefSeq and is a predicted model, not a curated record. Lineage: Eukaryota; Metazoa; Chordata; Actinopteri; Syngnathiformes; Syngnathidae.
AUGGAGAGUGAGUGCCGAAGGAAGUGGAAGGCGAGGUUUGCCCUCAGGCGAGACAUCUUGAAGGAGUUCCUGGCGGAGUUUCUGGGGAUAUUUGUCCUGAUAUUCUUUGGUUGCGGUUCAGUGGCCCAGGCUGUCCUAAGCAAGGGGACCCUGGGGGAGCCCCUGACCAUCCACCUUGGCUUCACUCUGGGACUUAUGAUGGCUGCCUACAUUGCAGGAGGGGUUUCAGGAGCCCACGUGAAUCCUGCAGUCACCUUGGCAAUGGUGAUGCUGGGCAAGACAUCCUGGAAGAAAUUUCCCGUGUAUGUGGCCGCGCAGUUUUUGGGGGCUUUUGCUGGGGCCUGCUGUGUCUAUAUGGUGAAUUAUGACGCUUUAAUGGAAUUUAGCAACGGAGAAUUUAUCGUUACCGGCGAAAAUGCCACAGCUGGCAUAUUUGCCUCUUAUCCAGCAAAGCACCUCUCCACGCUCAAUGGAUUUCUCGACCAGGUGGCAGGAAGUGCUGCGUUGAUCCUGUGCAUCCUGGCCAUAACUGACUCGCAGAAUAUUGGCGCCCCAAAAGGCAUGGAGCCUUUGUGCAUCGGCGUGAUCAUCCUCGCUAUUGGCGUGUCCAUGGGGUUGAACUGUGGCUAUCCCAUCAAUCCUGCGCGAGACCUCAGCCCGCGACUCUUCACUGCCGUUGCUGGAUGGGGAGGGGAUGUCUUCAGAGCCGGAGGGUGCUGGUGGUGGAUCCCUGUUUUUGGACCCAUGGUUGGCGGUGCAGUGGGCGCUGCCAUUUACUUUCUCUUUAUCGAGCUGCACCAUGCCGAACCCAAACAGCAGGAAGAAAACAAUGGCCAGCAAAAGUAUGAAAUUGUAACUCUGACUUAG